UCUUGAUGAAAAUCAAUGUGUCCCUGCUGUGCCCACAGGCAGCCUGCCUCUGCAAAGUGGUACGACCGGAGGGACUACGUCUUUAUUGAGUUCUGUGUUGAAGACAGCAAAGACGUAAAUGUAAAUUUUGAAAAGUCCAAACUCACGUUCAGUUGUCUUGGAGGAAGCGAUAACUUUAAACAUUUAAAUGAAAUCGAUCUCUUCAAUAAUAUCGAUCCAAAUGAAUCAAAGCAUAAAAGAACAGACAGAUCCAUCUUGUGUUGUUUACGAAAAGGAGAGUCUGGUCAGGCAUGGCCAAGGUUAACAAAAGAGAGGGCAAAGCUCAACUGGCUCAGCGUGGACUUCAACAACUGGAAAGACUGGGAAGAUGAUUCAGAUGAAGACAUGUCCAAUUUUGAUCGCUUUUCUGAGAUGAUGAACAACAUGGGAGGAGACGACGACGUAGACUUGCCAGAAGUAGAUGGGGCAGAUGACGACUCACCAGACAGUGAUGAUGAAAAAAUGCCGGAUCUGGAGUAAGGCAAAGCGUCGUCUUCAGGGUUUUGGGGAAAGAAGUUCAUCACAACAUUUCAUAAUUGAGAUAAGAAUUCCUGAGUUGAUAGCCCUAAAGGGAGAUCCUGCAUCCUUUAACCCAUUUUCAGUCCAUUCUAAAUGGCUUCACUGAUGGUAGGUGUGUCCCAUGGCACGGGGCGGUCUUAAAGCCACGAGAGGCAAUAACAGUUAUGCAUGAACCGUUUUCCAGACUUCCAAAAAAAGAGGAAAAAAAAAACCCAAACCAACCCGAUUGAGGUGUAGGCAAUCUGUUGCAAUAAAGUUCACAGAGCCUCCUUGCCUCGUAGCAGAUGUAAUUACAGUGGGAGAACCCUGAAUUAACACUGAGUGUGGUUUAAACGAGGUUUUUUUUUUUCCCUCCCUCCUCUCUCUCCACUGCCUCAAAUUAAUUGUCCAUUUAUACUGGGAACAAAAAACUGUUCAAAACAAAUUCAGCAGGCGAGGCACAUCCCUCCGUGAUGUCUUCAGGUCUGUUCCCACUAAAAAUCCAAAAAUUCAUCUUGAAGGAAAAAAAAAAAAAAAGGAAAACUUCCAAAUUCUCCUCGUUUUUGGUGGCCGGAGCCUGCCCCUGGUCCUGUGUGACCCCCAAACCUUUCCACCUCCUCGCCCGGGCUGCGAGUGGCUGUACAUUGUUGCUUGUCAAUCUGUACAUUUUAGACCAAAUCGUAUUUGCACUGUGGGUUUGGCAGCAAGUGACAGACCGAGGGGCGCGCGGGCGCCUGCCAACCAGGCUGAAAAACCUCAAUUUAUGUUCAGAGCAGCUGGGAUUUUUUUAAUGUCUGCAUUCUUUCUAAUAAACUGUUGAAGACUCCCUGGCUCUCC
Messenger RNA from Motacilla alba alba, 1374 nucleotides. It is a transcript of the gene PTGES3, whose product is annotated as prostaglandin E synthase 3. The coding region runs from base 16 to 519 and encodes 167 amino acids. The transcript is spliced from 7 exons. Lineage: Eukaryota; Metazoa; Chordata; Aves; Passeriformes; Motacillidae. The record is from RefSeq and is a predicted model, not a curated record. Gene Ontology annotation, biological process: protein folding; telomerase holoenzyme complex assembly; chaperone-mediated protein complex assembly. Gene Ontology annotation, cellular component: nucleus; cytosol. Gene Ontology annotation, molecular function: Hsp90 protein binding; protein-folding chaperone binding; prostaglandin-E synthase activity.